Eruca vesicaria subsp. sativa (arugula) is the source of this 519-nucleotide messenger RNA. The record is from the annotation of a GenBank genome assembly. NCBI's taxonomy places the organism in Eukaryota, Viridiplantae, Streptophyta, Magnoliopsida, Brassicales, Brassicaceae.
AUGGCCACCAAAGCCAUCUUCUUCUUCUUUGUCUCCGCCGUGUGCCUAUCCUCUCUCGUCGGCAAGGCCGUCGCUGAUGCCGACGACCUUGACACUUUCCAAAUCCAAGGAUCCGUUUACUGCGACACAUGCCGCGUCCAGUUCGUUACACGUCUCAGCAAAUUCCUUGAAGGAGCGAAAGUGAAGCUAGAGUGCAGGAGCAGAACCAACGGAACCGUGACGUUGACGAAAGAAGCCGUGACUGACAAGUCAGGAAGCUACAAAAUGGAAGUGACCGGUGACCACGAGGAGGAAGUCUGUGAGCUCGUUCUCCUCCAGUCACCAGACAGUGGUUGCAGUGACGUCAGCAAAGAUGAUUACCUACGUAACGCCGCUAAGGUUAGCCUUACGGCCAAUGACGGUAUCGUCUCUCACGAGACACGUAUCGUUAACCCUCUCGGUUUCAUGGUUCCGACACCGUCUGCUGAAUGUCCCGCCGCUUUUAAGGAGCUCGGGAUCGUUCCUGACGUCACCUUCUAA